GCCGGGAUCGUGUCUUGGGCGCCGAAAGAGAAGGAAAUAUUCUUCAACGUCCUUGACAGAAAAGGGAAAGAUGGUAUCCGUGAUAUAGCUGGUGCGAUUGGUACGAAAUCAGAGCUGGAGGUCCAGGAAUAUCUCAGACUCUUGCAACGGAGACUAGAAUGGCAGCAUAUGGAAGAUGAGCACAGCAGAGCAAUCGUCCUAGGCGAUGUGCCCGCGGCGAAGGAAGUAAGUAGCGAAUGCUGCGACGCCCUUGAUGAAUAUUCUAAGCUGCUGGUACUCAAAGAGCAGCAAGAUGAGGAUGUUGCCGGAAGACAGAGGCAUCACGAUUUGUGGAUAAUCGAUCGAGACAAAGCAGAACUAGUAGAAGAACUAGAGACGCUGGAUCAAAAAUCCCCAGCCGGCUCAAGCAUUUAUCACACGGCCAGUCUACUCAACAUCCCAAGAUGGAUCCGGCUCUCCGAGCGCUUGUUCAUGAACUUCGGAGGCGCAAGACUAGAAGAUAAUUGGGUGAACAUAGCUUACGCGGGCGAAGCACCAGCAAUAACUGCCGAUGCGUUAGCCGAGUUCUAUACUCUCACCGUAAGCGUGACACGCCGUUUGAUUCAAUCGACCCUGUUUUUCGCCAUGUCAAGACUGCGCAACAUGAGAGAUACGGGUAAUAGCAAGGCCAAGGUAGUCAAGCCGCGAGACGUUAGGACCGCGCUGGACGUGCUUAAAAUGAAACGAGACGGGUUUGACUACUGGACUGGCGUAGCAAGGCGGUGCUGUUUGGAUGUUUCGGAUUCUCGACAUAGAAAAGGAUGGAAGUCCGUUCGCCUGAGUCACGACGAGGUGGAAGAUAUGCUGUCCAAUAGGACACCCAUCGAUGCAGAGUCGAAUCGGAGCACAUCCAGACAAAGGUCAGAAAGCAGGUUGCAGAGCACAGACGGCGAACACACAGACAGCGAUGAGGAUAAUCCGAGUGACAGUGGAAACGAGUUCAAGCCCGAACGCUCCCCAUCCCCAACUGCACCCUUAUCACCAGAAGUCCCCAGCGAUGAAGAUGAACUCCCAUCGGAUUCUGAAAAUCAACACGCCGAACAAGAAGACCAAAAGGCCAGUUGUCUUGAAGAGCUAGAACUUUGGAAGGCUUUGGACCGGCCAGUGCCGGAUUUUUCCGGUCCGAUCAAGAAAGAAGAUCAGGGAAGUAAAAUACGCAAACCGAUAGGAGAGCGCAAAACACAGCAAGAGCUUGUAGAUUGGCGUGAAAGGACACUAUACCGAAGCGACUGGGAGGAGUAUGGUCACGAAGUUUAUGAUAUCUAUGAAGAGAUAUCCGAGAAGCGACGAAAACGAAGGCGCUUUGACAGUUCACGGGAUCCUUCACCUGUCACAGUCGAUGGUGAAAACAACCAAACAGAUAAACUCAAUGUUGAACCAACCGCUGGUGAAUAUGACGAGGACAUCAACCCGGGUGAAGACGACCACGAAGACAUAGAAAUGGACGAUUCAGCCGCCCCAGACCUAAACACCACUAUCCCUCAAGAUGAAGAAGAUCCUGAAAUUCACAAUACCCGACACAAACAAACAACCGAACUUAACUCAAACCAGAAAGGAGCGGAUGAAUCAGACUCAUCCCCACCCGUCAACACAAACCCCGGAUACCGAUCACCUAUACUAACCCGUCGGAAGCGCAUACAAGUCGAGCCCAAACAAGAAGAAAGCUCCUCUUCUAGCUCAGACGACGACCUUCCUGCACCCAGGGAAUAUCCGUCCUCAGAGCAGGACGAAAGGGACGGCAUGCCUCUAUAUUCACAGCCGAUGAGUCCGGCUGACUGGCCCAGCGAUUGAUUGGACAUCCGUCCAUCUAAUUUUGCUAUAUAUUGUGGCCCAUUUUUCGAUCUCUGGCUUUUUGUAUGAUAUUUUUGUAUGAUACCACAUAAACAUGUUGGUCAC
Aspergillus caelatus is the source of this 1935-nucleotide messenger RNA. RefSeq lists its product as uncharacterized. The transcript has a single exon. The record is from RefSeq and is a predicted model, not a curated record. The coding region runs from base 169 to 1830 and encodes 553 amino acids. Gene Ontology annotation, molecular function: RNA polymerase I general transcription initiation factor activity; rDNA binding. Gene Ontology annotation, biological process: transcription initiation at RNA polymerase I promoter; nucleolar large rRNA transcription by RNA polymerase I. Gene Ontology annotation, cellular component: RNA polymerase I upstream activating factor complex. Lineage: Eukaryota; Fungi; Ascomycota; Eurotiomycetes; Eurotiales; Aspergillaceae.